UCAAUUCGAUUGUCCAGUUCGUGUACAUUUCUCUUCUCGCUCUUGUUGCUAAACCUCUCUGCGUAAAGUCUUUGCAUCUUCAGUGUCCUGUCCACUUGUGUGCAUUUCAAAAUAUCGUUAUUAAAAAAAUUGAGCUUGCUCUCUCUACCCGCCUUCACUGUUGCAGGCUUUCAUCACGAGCGCCAUUGUCAUGAUCGAAAUUAUCAGCGACCAUUCGUAUACGAGUCAAGCGAUGUUGGUCUGUGGCACUCUAACGGGUUAUUUGAUUAUCUGCUGCACUUUGUUCCUUGGUCAUCUGCUCGGCGCUGUUAUUGAUAAGCGCAUCGACUGCCUCUUCAGUAUCGGCGCAAUCAUAAUGUUUAUCGCUUCCGGCGUCAUUGUGCUAGACCGUUGGACCAAUCAGUUACUACAGUCACAGGAUCUUAAUGCGUUAAAGGGUGCUGGCGCAUUUAUGUUAAUAACUGCAUUAAUAUUUUUUGCCGAUACUUUUGUUAUUGUACGCAGUUAAAUAGUAAUUAGUAGA
This is a messenger RNA of Bactrocera tryoni, 523 nucleotides long. RefSeq lists its product as uncharacterized. The record is from RefSeq and is a predicted model, not a curated record. The coding region runs from base 191 to 508 and encodes 105 amino acids. NCBI's taxonomy places the organism in Eukaryota, Metazoa, Arthropoda, Insecta, Diptera, Tephritidae. Gene Ontology annotation, biological process: septate junction assembly. The transcript is spliced from 2 exons.